Molecule: messenger RNA, 775 nt
Organism: Guillardia theta CCMP2712
Lineage: Eukaryota; Cryptophyceae; Pyrenomonadales; Geminigeraceae
Exons: 5
Coding region: 16-729 (237 amino acids)
Biological process (GO): iron-sulfur cluster assembly
Cellular component (GO): mitochondrion; cytoplasm
Molecular function (GO): 2 iron, 2 sulfur cluster binding
Source: RefSeq, a predicted model, not a curated record
ACACACAGAUCCACAAUGCCGCGCCUCCUCCUGUUGCGGAGGCUCCCGCGCUGCUCUGCGUCCUCCCUCACCUCCAUCCCCUCCAUCCCCUUGUUCUCAUCCACAUCCUCUACUCCUUGUUUAUCAUCCUUGCAAGCUUCCUUCUCUUCAGCUUCUUCUACGUCAACUGCGUUGCCACCUCGGUCCGUUGCUCCAUCAGGAAUGAAGAUCGCCGCAGCAACCAGUCGGUGGGGCUCAGAACUUUCGAGGAGCGUCAAUGCGAUCAACUUUUUCCAGCCCUCCAUAGGAAUGAGCAUGUGCAAGUUCUUAAGCGUCUCUGCCUCUGCAGCAGCUGAAAAUUCCAUGGAAGGAACCUCAGCUGAUGAAAAGCCCAAACCUCGAGCCAGAAGACCUCGCAAGGCUGUGCUGACCCUCACCGAACGUGCCAAAGAGCGUCUUGCCGAACUUAUGGCCAGCAAAAGCCCUUCUCCGGCCGGAGUCAGGCUGGGUGUGAGAACACGCGGGUGCAAUGGGUUGUCAUAUACUAUGAACUAUGUGGACGAGCCACCUAAACUUGAUGAUGUUGUGGAGGCUGGAGACAAUAUCAAAGUGUAUGUUGAUCCCAAGGCAGUCAUGUAUCUUCUUGGCUCCGUGAUGGACUUCGUGGAGGACACAGUUCGUGCUGAGUUUGUAUUCCAAAACCCGAACGCGAAGGGAUCGUGUGGAUGCGGCGAAAGCUUCAAUGUGUAAACAAUCAGGAGCUGCAGACUUUGCGAAUAAAGAAUGUAUUUUAUUA